AUGAGUGGAAAACAGAAAGAUACAGCGUGGAUUCAAAAUCUAAAAAAACAAGGAAUCAUCGAAGAGUUAGAGAAGAGAGGAGAAACCUUCAAACAAACAGAUACCUACAAAAAUUUAAGAGAACAUUUGAGAGAAUCAAUUAAAAAAGAAAACCAAGAGCACAAGACGCCGGAAAAUUCAGAGUUAGAAUCGGAGUCGGACAAAGAAGACAACAUGGCCGAUCAAAAAUUUGAAUUUCAACAAAAUGAUAGCUGGGAACUCUUUGAAGAAAAGCUUGACUGCCUGUUUAUUGCCAAGAACAUAACAGAUAACAAAGUAAAAGUGGCCACUCUAGUGACAAAACUAGGGCCAGAGCCACAUGCACUCCUCAAGCAGCUAAUCGCACCAACAAAAAUCAUAGAUAGCAAGUACGAAGAUUUGACAAAGGCGUUAUCGGAACAUUUAAAACCGAAGCCAUCGGAAGUCAUGGAGCGAUGCACCUUUCACACAUCGAAACAAGAAUCUCACGAAUCAAUUAUGGACUUCAUAGCGAGACUAAAAAAAUUGGCAACUCAUUGCAACUUUACAGAAUUAGACAAUGCAAUUAGAGACCAAUUAGUGUGUGGAGUGAGUGAUAAAGAUAUAAGAAUAAAACUAUUUGAAGAAAAAACAUUGACAUUACAAAAAGCGCAAGAAAUAGCGAUAGCGCGAGAAGCGGCAGUGAAAAACGCAACUAAUUCAAAUAUUACGCUAGAAAAUAAAAGCGUUAGAAACGAGGUACACACUAUACAAGGAGACGAGCAGAGAGCAUGGCAACGCAGAGGCCAGCGAGGCAGAGGUAUGCAGAGCAAGGCGGACAGCGACAACAACAAUAAACAGCAGCAGCCGAGUCGACAUUCCACGGAAUCAUCAAGAGCGAAAGAACUAGCUAGAUUAGUCAAAUUAGGUCACUUAAUACAGGUGAACGAAUCAAAGUGGGCAACGCCUAUAGUGCCAGUAUUGAAGGGCACAGGUGAAAUAAGAAUUUGCGGGGAUUUUAAAUUGACAUUAAAUCAGUAUUUACUGAUAGAUAAAUACCCGUUGCAUACUAUAGACGAAAUCUUCGCAAAACUGCAAGGCGUCGACGACAAAAGUGCGGUACUGUUAACGAUAAUUACGCAUAAGGGCUUGUUUAGAUACACAAGAAUACCAGAAGGAAUCUCAUCAGCACCGGCUGACAUACAGCGUAAAAUGGACGAGUGCUUGAGCGGGAUUGACGGUGUUAUUGCGUAUUUAGACAAUAUAUAUGUAUCAGGAAAGACUGAGGAAGAGCAUUUAGAAAAUCUAAAAAAAGUGUGUCAAAGAUUGCAAGAUUGCAACUUUAUGAAACAGCGUAUUGAUGUAUUGGGAUUUGAAAUAGACAAAGACGGGCUGCAUAAAUCAAAAUCAAAAAUCAACGCAAUGAUCGGUAAAGCUAAAGCCGCUUUACCAUUUAUUAAAUAA
Messenger RNA from Nasonia vitripennis (jewel wasp), 1461 nucleotides. RefSeq lists its product as uncharacterized. The transcript has 4 exons. The coding region runs from base 1 to 1461 and encodes 486 amino acids. The record is from RefSeq and is a predicted model, not a curated record. Lineage: Eukaryota; Metazoa; Arthropoda; Insecta; Hymenoptera; Pteromalidae.